Molecule: messenger RNA, 813 nt
Organism: Adineta steineri
Lineage: Eukaryota; Metazoa; Rotifera; Eurotatoria; Adinetida; Adinetidae
Source: the annotation of a GenBank genome assembly
AUGAUCAAUCGUCGUUUAUGUUUUGCUGUCUUAGCUAUAACAUUAUUUGUUUCGGUUUUACAUGCUGAACGUGCUCGUAAUAAUAAUCAUCAACAUGAUGAAGAAGAUAUCGCCUUUGCAAGUAACAAUGCAGGUAGGGUUUCACCAACUGGAAAAGGCUCAGUGUUUGGUCGUAAGUUUGGCAAAAACAAAAGUGGUAGUUCUGUAAUUAAAACUGCUGGCUCACAUCGAACUAAUGUUAGUCAUGCAACAAUUAAAUCAUCGAAAGAUGCCUGUGGUCUUACCAAUCCAUGUAAACAUGGUGGUACAUGUAAAACAUUGUCAAGUGGUAGGUUUUAUUGCUUCUGUUCACAAAAUUAUUACGGAAGAACUUGUGAUAAUAAGCAUAUAUCAGCCGGUUCAGCUAAGAAAAAUCGUGCGCGGAUAGAUCAUUGUGCUAAAUCACCUUGUCGUAAUCAAGGUGAAUGUGUUGGAUUACGUACAACAUAUUAUUGUAGAUUUAAUCGUAUAAAUGAUCAAUGCAGUGGUGCUAAUCCAUGCAAAAAUGGUGGUACAUGUAAAACAUCGUCAAGUGGUAGAUUUUAUUGCUCCUGUCCACAAGAUUAUUAUGGAAAAACUUGUGAUAAUAAAUUUAUAUCAACUGGCUCAGCUAAUAAUGAUCAUGCACGGAUAGAUCAUUGUGCCAAAUCAUCUUGUCAUAAUGGAGGCAAAUGUGUCGGAUUACGUACAACAUAUUAUUGUAGAUGUAGAUCACCUUACUAUGGAAUGAAUUGCGAUAAAGAGCUUGGGAAAAGUGAAGCAAUCAUUGAAUAA